Molecule: messenger RNA, 692 nt
Organism: Sitophilus oryzae (rice weevil)
Lineage: Eukaryota; Metazoa; Arthropoda; Insecta; Coleoptera; Curculionidae
Gene: ND-B14.7
Exons: 4
Coding region: 101-616 (171 amino acids)
Biological process (GO): mitochondrial respiratory chain complex I assembly
Source: RefSeq, a predicted model, not a curated record
CUGCCAACUGUCAGUGUCAAUCAAUGUUUAUCUGUGGAAUCUGUGGUAGGGUAAAUUAAAUACUUAUAUAAUUUGAUUUUUGAGACCCAAAAAUAGAAAAAUGAGCGCUAAAACGGUCGAGAAACCCUACGAAUACUUCGAUACACCCGAUGGACAAGAUACUUUUAAAAAAUUAUUGGCAGCUUACAAACCAACCACCCUUGUGGCUGGAAUGUUGAGUACUGCCGAUGUCAUCUUGGUCACCCAUCCUAAAGGUGUAUUGCCUACCUUAGGCCGAUUGGCAGCCGUCGCUCUCCCAUUUUAUGGUAUUACAACUACUUUUGUUCUCGCAACUAAUACCCUUACUAAUUUAAGACAGAAAGAUGACAAAAUUAACUGGGCUGUAGGAGGGGCCUUAGCAGGCAGUUGUUUUGGUAUAUGGUUCCGUAAUCGUAUGAUUGGUUUUAAUAUGGCUCUAUUCUGUGGCAUUUUAGCUGUAAUUAGGAAAGAAUGUAAUCAGCAGGGAUGGAUAUGGUUUCCAGAGAUUAACAAUAAACGUGGAAUGGCUACCAAACCUCUUCGAAACUAUUCUCUUUUUGAGGAGAGGCCAAAAGGUUGGACUACAGGAGCACAAUAGCCUAAUUUAUGAAAACUGUAGUUUAUGUAAAAAUAAGAUUAUGAUUUAUAAUAAACUUUUAUUUCUUCCUUAAAAA